Notodromas monacha is the source of this 720-nucleotide messenger RNA. Lineage: Eukaryota; Metazoa; Arthropoda; Ostracoda; Podocopida; Cyprididae. The record is from the annotation of a GenBank genome assembly.
AUGAAUUCUUCGGUCAUAAAUUGCCAGUCAAUUGCCACUCUCUUGGACAACGUCAUUCCAUCGGCUCCUGACAUGCCUCGAAAUCAGUGGCGCUCGAGUAAAAAGCGGGGCUGCAGUGACGGCGACGACGACGACGACGACGACGGCGACGGUCCACCCGGCAUGAAAAUGACACCCAGUGUUAGUCUCUCGUGGGUAAUGAGAAGUCCCUCCGAGGCGCGGAGACUUGAACGCGCGUGUCGCGGAGAUCAAACGCCGGCCGCUGUGUCAGAGUCGGGUCAGACUAGGUCGCUUUCCUCGCAUGGUGCGUGCAACGCGAGUUGUUGUGGAAGUGACGGCCGGGUUCGGCAUGUGACGAACAUGUGGGAAUCUGUGGUAAAACUACGGCGCGGAGCGGCGGAAAGAACCGUAGCCGCGCUAGGACGGUGCUGCUGCGCUGUUGGCCUGCUUUUCCUUGCCACUCAAGAUAGAUCAUGGCUUACGAGUCCGCCAUUAACUUACGAGCUGCAUGGUGCGUGCAACGCGAGUUGUUGUGGAAGUGACGGCCGGGUUCGGCAUGUGACGAACAUGUGGGAAUCUGUGGUAAAACUACGGCGCGGAGCGGCGGAAAGAACCGUAGCCGCGCUAGGACGGUGCUGCUGCGCUGUUGGCCUGCUUUUCCUUGCCACUCAAGAUAGAUCAUGGCUUACGAGUCCGCCAUUAACUUACGAGCUGCAGUGA